Molecule: messenger RNA, 2410 nt
Organism: Pogona vitticeps (central bearded dragon)
Lineage: Eukaryota; Metazoa; Chordata; Lepidosauria; Squamata; Agamidae
Gene: HOXB5
Product: homeobox B5
Biological process (GO): regulation of transcription by RNA polymerase II; anterior/posterior pattern specification
Cellular component (GO): nucleus
Molecular function (GO): RNA polymerase II cis-regulatory region sequence-specific DNA binding; DNA-binding transcription factor activity, RNA polymerase II-specific
Source: RefSeq, a predicted model, not a curated record
UGAAAGAAACUGAAGCGACACUGUUAGAUAGGGGAAAUAUUUUAUUUUGUGAAAAGAUGGGCACAGAAACAGACGGCUUCGCUCUUUUUUUCUCUUUUUUAAGGUGGGGGAGCUAACCUCCCUGCUCGCUAACUCUUCCUUUUCCCAGUAGGUGGCGCGCUCCGCCAACAAGGCGGUGUCUCUGCUUGCUGAUUCCUCCCCCCUUCUUUCCUCCCCCUUUCGGAAGCCGCGCAUUGACAUGGGCCUAACGAUUCUCGGAUCGUCAUUAUUUGUAACCAUAGAGCAUGAAUUGCCUCUUGAGGUCAUCAGUGAGAAUUUACGACUGGUCAACAAAAGCACGUGAUUCCCAAACGCACCCCCACCCCACCCCCAUAUUUGGCCGCAUACAUAGCAAAAACGAAGUACAGUGCAUCGCUAUAAUUCAUUAAUACAUCAUAAAUCCUCAAGCACAGGGGUUAUAACGACCACGAGCCCCACAAAUCAAGCCCUCCAAAAUACAACCCAAAUGAGUUCUUACUUUGUAAACUCGUUCUCAGGACGCUAUCCUAAUGCCCCAGACUAUCAGCUGUUAAAUUAUGGGACCGGCAGUUCCAUGAACGGAUCUUAUAGAGAUCCAGGCAACAUGCACGCCGGCUCGUACAGUGGAUACAACUACAAUGGAAUGGAUCUCAGCAUCAGCCGUCCAACCUCCUCCUCCAGCCACUUUGGAACGGUUGGAGAGAGCUCCCGAGCCUUCCCUGCCCAAGCAGCGCCCGAAAGCAGGUUCAGACAGGCGUCUAGCUGCUCCUUGUCGUCUCCCGAGUCCCUCCCUUGCACCAGCAGCAGCAGCAACAACAACAACAACACCUCUACCAACAACAGCAGCAGCAGCAGCAGCAACAACGGCGGUGGCGGCGGCGGCGGCGGCGGCGGCAGCGGCAGCAACAACAACGGCGAGAGCCAUGGAGGCAAAGCCGCCUCGUCUUCUUCCCCGGCCGAUCUGGCCGCCGCCUCGGUCGGCACGGCCAACGCCGCCAGCUUCGCCGAGCUAGACGAGACGAGCGCGUCCUCGGGAACCGAAGACAGCAGCUCCCAAGUCAACAGCAACAGCGCCCGGGCUCAGGGAGACCCCAUCGCCACCUCCACGCCAGCCCCAGAAGGACAGAGCCCACAGAUAUUCCCUUGGAUGCGAAAACUUCAUAUUAGCCAUGAUAUGACUGGACCGGAUGGUAAACGAGCCCGAACGGCGUACACUCGCUACCAGACCCUGGAACUGGAGAAGGAGUUUCAUUUUAACCGCUACCUCACCCGUAGAAGGCGAAUAGAAAUAGCCCACGCGUUAUGUCUCUCCGAAAGACAGAUAAAAAUCUGGUUUCAAAACAGGCGAAUGAAGUGGAAGAAAGAUAACAAACUCAAAAGUAUGAGUUUAGCUUCUGGUGGUAGUGCUUUCCAACCCUAAUUUAAAUCAAGGAGGAAUCUUAGGAAAUAGAAAGCAGGCUGGCGGGGCGGGGGGGGGGGGAGAGAAAGAAGGAAAGAGAAUAAGAAAGUUUAAACACAAACCAAGAAGCAGCCAGGUUGUCUUUUUGUUUUGGGUUUUUUUUUUAAAGUUUGGAGUACUGUAAAGUAAAGCACUUUCCAUUCAGCAUGCUAUUGUUUUUUUUAAAAAAAUAUUAUUGUUAUUAUUGAACAACUUCCGUGGUACUAUUAUUCCAGGACUGUGUCUUUUGCUGAAAUCCUCCCCUUAAAUUAAAAUAUUAAUAAUAAAUAUUUCCAGAGGCUUCUUUAAUGCUUUAGGUGUUCUAAAUGUUUUGUGUCUGUGCUAUGAUGAUGCUUUCUGGAAGAAGUUAGCAUGUUUAUUUUUAUUUUUAAUGUGAGCUCUUUAAAUGUUAUAACUUAUUUAUAAACUGCUGUGGAAAAAGAAGGUUGGGUUCAUCAAAAGUUUGGGGCUUUGAGGGGUUGGCCAUCCUGCUCCUUUUCCUUCUGCUGGAGUGGAUAGUAUCCUGCAACUUCAGUGGCAGGGGAAAUUAAAACAUCAAACACAACGAUUUAAAAAAACCUAUAUAUAUAUAUAAGCUCAUGUAUCUUUCUGUCUUUGAAAUUGUCAAGUCUGUGAUUUGGUUCAGAUUUGCUGGCCUUGUUUUGAUCGUAGGCCAGUUCUGAAAGUUUUUCUUUUUUGUAAAAAUAAAUGUGAGUGAAGUUCACUUUAAAAGGGUAUACGAUUGGACCAACCAUAGUAUGUUGAAAAUGUUUGUAAAUAUUAGAAAUAUUUCUGCAGUGACUAAUAGGAAGUUUUAGUGGGCAGGGUGAAUUCAGUGUUCUGUGUGUCUGAAACGGCAUUUGUCAUGUCUAGCUGCCUGUUCUCAUCUUUGCCAAGAAGCUUUUCGUACCCGUUUGUAGCCUUAACUUGAAGUCAAAUAAACAUUUCUCCUGG